This is a messenger RNA of Prosopis cineraria, 1662 nucleotides long. Its product is annotated as embryogenesis-associated protein EMB8-like. The record is from RefSeq and is a predicted model, not a curated record. The transcript has 8 exons. Bases 179 to 1318 code for a protein of 379 amino acids. Lineage: Eukaryota; Viridiplantae; Streptophyta; Magnoliopsida; Fabales; Fabaceae. Gene Ontology annotation, molecular function: monoacylglycerol lipase activity; short-chain carboxylesterase activity.
UUUUUUCGGCCGCAAAAAAAACAUGGCCACUUGGCGCCAUUAGCGCCAAAAACGGCAUUCACAAAGCUUCUUGGGAGCGCGAACCACUCUCCCAUUCGCCCCCUCGUCACGUCAUCAUUCCUUCGCAUACGCCUAUUGCAUCCUUCUCCUUCUGCUUCUCUUCUUCGCCGUCGUCCCCAUGUCAACCCCACAGCCUCAUUCCUCCUUUGAAGUCAUUGGAGGUGCCCGGGACCGCUUCCUUCAUUCUCUCUCUUACCUGUCCCGUCCUUUCUCUCCUUUCCCCUACAUUGCUUCGAAUCGCCACGUCGAGACCAUUUUUGCCUCUUUUUUCAGGUCUGCUCCUAAAGUCAGGUACCGCCGUCAGUGUAUUCGCACCAAAGACGGCGGCGUUGUGGCUGUCGAUUGGGUUUCCGGAGACGAUCGACUGUUGCCUCCCGAUUCUCCUGUGCUUAUCUUGCUGCCAGGUUUAACCGGGGGCAGUGAAGCUUCUUAUGCAAGACAUCUGUUGAUUAGAGCCCGAAGUAAAGGAUGGCGCGUUGUCGUCUUCAAUAAUCGUGGCUGCGGAAAUAGCCCUGUUAUCACUCCACAGCUCUAUUCAGCUUCGUUUCUAGGAGAUCUGCGUGAGGUAAUCUCCCAUGUCAACAAACUAUACCCUGAUGCUAAUAUAUACGCUGUCGGUUGGUCACUUGGGGCAAACAUUCUUGUUCGUUACCUUGGUCAGGAAACUCAUGCUUGUCCUCUUUCUGGCGCUGUGUCGCUGUGUAAUCCCUUCAAUUUGGUUUUGACGGAUGAUAACUUUCACAAGGGCUUCAACAAUGUUUAUGACCGGGUUCUCGCAAAAGGUCUUCGCAAAAAUUUCAAAAAGCAUGCUUUACUCUUUGAAGAUAUUGGCGGUGAAUAUAACAUUGAAUUGGCGAUCAAUGCCAAGUCUAUCAGGGAAUAUGAUGAUGGACUGACCCGUGUUUCUUUUGGUUUCAAGUCAGUGGAUGAAUACUACUCCAAUUCCAGCAGCGCAGACUCAAUAAAACAUGUUCAAAUUCCUUUGCUCUGCGUCCAGGCUGCCAACGACCCAAUUGCUCCUUCUGGGGGAAUACCUCGUGAAGAUAUCAAGGAAAACCCAAAUUGCUUGUUGAUAGUGACGCCCAAAGGCGGUCAUUUGGGUUGGGUUGCAGGUGAUGAUGCUCCAUUUGGAUCACCCUGGCCUGAUCCACUGGUGAUAGAUUUUCUUGAACAUCUGGAGAGUGGAUCCGCUAAGUCGGGUACAUCUUGGUUAAAUCCAGAAGGCAAUCAUCAAAGCAAAGGCAUGGCAUCACCUUGAAGUGUAGUUUUUGCACGUUGGCGAACAUUUCAAUCUUUACACAUUAUAUACACGCGAUUGAGAAUACACUCCAUGUUCAUGAUCCCAUUCGGAGCCCCCCAAGAUGCUGCUGCAGGGGACAACUCAGGAUUUAAGAAAAAUUCUGAACUUGUGUCACAGAGAACUCUGUCUCUCGGAUCUCAGUGCUAUGGAUGACCAGUGAACAAGAAAGGUAAGUUAGUAAGUACCGUGUUCCCAUAUCUCCAUCUCAUUUCCAUGCCACGAUUUUCUGUAUUCAAACUCGACGGCAUUAUUCUGCCCUUGUAUUGAAAAUUAAUGACGGUAUUUCAAGAGCAUUUGCCAAU